Messenger RNA from Puccinia graminis f. sp. tritici CRL 75-36-700-3, 911 nucleotides. RefSeq lists its product as uncharacterized. The transcript has 5 exons. The coding region runs from base 94 to 705 and encodes 203 amino acids. The record is from RefSeq and is a predicted model, not a curated record. Gene Ontology annotation, molecular function: metal ion binding. Gene Ontology annotation, biological process: superoxide metabolic process. NCBI's taxonomy places the organism in Eukaryota, Fungi, Basidiomycota, Pucciniomycetes, Pucciniales, Pucciniaceae.
AUUUUCGUCCACCUUGCAGUUCGCAUACAUCCCAAUCUCAACCCCAGAAAAUUAGGAUCAUCGUCGGGGAACUGAAAAAAAUACCAGACAAUUAUGCUUCGAAAAUCUAUCUACCUGUGGGUCGCGACGUGCGUCCUAACUUGCGCCCACGGACAAACGCGUCCAUCUGUCGGUACCGACAAAUGCAAUGUGCCUCUGACCGCGAAGGCCAUGCUGGAUGGAAAAUUUGGGAUCACGGGACGGGUGAAUUUCCAACUGGUUCCUGGCGCACAGCUUGUGGUCGUCGAUGUGAAUCUUGCAGGCUUGAAAAAGCCGGCCGGUUUUGGUGAUUACACUUAUCAUGUUCAUACCCAUCCGGUAGGCGCAGAUGGAAAUUGCGCGGCAACUCAGGAACAUCUUGAUCCCUUCAACGUUGGGCCCAAAACGCCGUGCGAUUUUCAUCAACCCCAGCUGUGCCAAACUGGAGAUCUAUCCGGGAAGUUUGGAAAGAUAUCAAGUACCCAAGAUACCGCCUCGAUGCACUACAUUGAGCCUUUCUUGAAGUUCUCUCCUCAAGAGCAAAGUAUCCUCGGUCGCAGUAUCGUCCUUCACGCCCCUGACUCUACCCGUCUUGCCUGUGGAAACAUCACCUCUUGGCUCGAUAAUACCGCUGACCUAUCGGGUCAGCCUACUCUUCAACCCUCUACAUUUACUACAAAAUAUUGAACCUGCUUAGGUCUCUCUCAUCAAACUACCACUAAUUCACUCUUAAUCUGGAUAGUCUUAUUCUACAACCAGCACAAUUCAGGGCCUGGAAUACACAGGCUCUCAACAUUAAACACAUGGAAGUCACAUUCUUGCAGACACUUCCUUCUGGUACCUGGAAAACGUGAAAAUUUGUAAACAACAUCAAAACCUAUUUAUCAACAGCC